This is a messenger RNA of Phycodurus eques (leafy seadragon), 5047 nucleotides long. It is a transcript of the gene st3gal2, whose product is annotated as ST3 beta-galactoside alpha-2,3-sialyltransferase 2. The transcript is spliced from 7 exons. Lineage: Eukaryota; Metazoa; Chordata; Actinopteri; Syngnathiformes; Syngnathidae. Bases 70 to 1176 code for a protein of 368 amino acids. The record is from RefSeq and is a predicted model, not a curated record. Gene Ontology annotation, molecular function: beta-galactoside (CMP) alpha-2,3-sialyltransferase activity.
GGGGGUCCUUUCAGGGGUGCACCAAGACUCUCAGAGCUCAGGCCUUGGCUAGGUAGAGCAGCCCCUGGGAUGGGGGGCUCAGGUAGUGUGGAAGGUUGCGGAGCGGAGAAAGCAAGGCGGGCAAGAUGUCCUCGAAGAGUCUGGGUUAUACUUGGCUCGCUGGUUCUCGUCUUUCUCACCUCGCUCUUCUUCUCCAUCUCGUUACGGGGUGGAGUCAGCUUCAAUUACCUGGAACCGCCCGGCUGGGAGGAUUCUCGGCGGGUGAAGCUGGUGCCCAGCUACGUAGGCUCAUACAGACAGCCCCCCUCUGAUUCUCAGCAACAGCAAACAUGCGCCUGCCCUCGUUGUGUGGGAGAUCCCGGUGUCUCGGAUUGGUUUGAUGACAACUACGACCCGGAUAUCUCACCUGUUUGGACCAGAGACAACAUCCAGCUGUCCUCUGAUGUCUACUACUGGUGGGUGAUGUUGCAGCCCCAGUUUAAACCCCACAGCAUCCAGCAGGCGCUGCUUAAGUUGUUCCAGGUCAUUCCUGGACGAUCGCCGUAUGGCUCAUGGGAUCCGGGACGAUGCCUACGGUGCGCCGUAGUGGGGAAUUCGGGAAACCUGCGCGGGGCUGCAUACGGGGCGACCAUAGACGGACACAACUACAUCAUGAGGAUAAACUUGGCCCCCACGGUGGGCUACGAGGAAGAUGCCGGCAGCCGCACCACUCACCACUUCAUGUAUCCCGAGAGCGCCAAGAACCUGGCGGCCAACGUCAGCUUUGUCCUAGUUCCUUUUAAAACACUGGAUCUCGUUUGGAUCACCAGCGCGCUGUCUACCGGCCAGAUCCGAUUCACCUACGCGCCAGUGAAGCAGUUUCUCCGUGUGGAUAAAGAUAAGGUCCAAAUCUUCAACCCAGCAUUCUUCAAAUACAUUCACGAUCACUGGACGAGGCAUCAUGGUCGCUACCCAUCCACAGGCAUGCUAGUGCUCUUCUUCGCCCUGCACGUCUGCGAUGAGGUAAACGUGUUUGGAUUCGGGGCAGAUGGCCGUGGAAACUGGCACCACUACUGGGAGCAGAACCGCUACGCUGGAGAGUUUCGAAAGACGGGGGUCCACGAUGCAGAUUUUGAAGCUCAGAUCAUUCAACGACUGUCUGAGGCUGGAAAAAUCACUGUCUACCCAGGGAAAUAAAUCAACUCCGGGAAACGGGUUCCGCCAGAGAUAGUGUGUUAAACAGUCACAAGUUUGGUCACGAGCCAUCCAAUGGCCGAGUCCUCCUAAGAGGGAUACGAAAAGGUCAUGGAUGGGUCCCAUCGCAUCACAUUCAAGCCCUCUAGCUAGUAACUAAAUGUUUGGAUGUGGAUCCGGCGCUCAAAAUGUGGCAACAUAUCAAUCCGAGUGAGGUUCCGCUCACACGGUGAUGGGGAGGGGAGGGCCCCGGGGUUUCACCUCUUAUGCUGAGAGCUGAGACUGAAAGACCCGAGGAGUGUUUCGUAUUCACAAACUUCAACUCAGGAGUGAAAAAUAAAGACAUCCAACUGAGGAGUGACGAUGAGCGGUACCGAGCUUGGCGUUGACAGCGCUCGAGAGGGAAUCGUCACAUUCUCUCACGUGCUCUAUGAAUCUAAUCCACCACCUUUUUUAUUGAUACACAUUGCCUUGAGCAGGAAACGGCGCCAUCAGCAGUCUCGAGGACCUCUCUGUUCACCAGCCAGUGUUUCCCAUAGCAACAAACUACGGAGCGCCGGAUGUUGACCGACACACAGCGCAACACUGUAGGCGUGCGGACGGACAGACAGACAGUAGUGACUCACCGCACAUUAUGUGGUGCCAACCGAAGCGCUCGGCGAGAUUUUCCAUUUCUAACAUCAGAUCUCAUCAUAAGAGGCAUUCCCCGUUUUGGUAAAGAAACAGUUCUUCUUGAAUCACUUACAGGGAUGACUGCUGUGUCGCAUUAACCCUGUUGGAAAGAGAGAGAGAGAGAAAAAAAGAGUAGGUGAUCAGUGGGAGUCGAUGGAAUGAUUCUCCUGGAAUGCCCACGCAGCGGAAGUUCCAGGAGGAUGAUGUCUUGACUGCAUGUUUGGACGGCUGCACGCUGGACUCAAAUCAGAUGUUUAAUCAUCCCCGUGUGCUGUGUCACGGUCUAAUUUAAGAGCCGAAGCACGGCAGAGCCGGCGGGGCGCGCGCCAUUUGGUCCGGGUCUGUGUGGUUCUGCUGCGAUGUAAGGCUCUCGGCGAGCUGUGCCGCAUUUGAUGAGUUACUGAUUUGACUUACUGAUGAGUGCCCGUGUGAUUGGUGGAAGAACGCUGGAAACCACACGGAUGUGAAAUCAUCGAACAUGACGGCUUCAUCGACUGCUAGUCCCGGUAAACCUUCGCUGUCCGUUCAAGGAGUAUCGCGCCGCCACACGCCUUAGAAAUCCCCAUUCCGUUCCGUUUUUCAUGACUAUGUCCUAUUCACUGCUGCGGAAUGUUUUAUUUCCGUUGCUUUAUUUGUAUUGCGUUCUAUAGUUUGCGACUGUUGCUUGCACCCUCAAAGGACGUUCGCUUUAUCACUCCCUUGGUGAUCCCGAAAAUAUUUUUAUUUUGAGGAAAGAAAUGUCCUGCGAGUGGCUGGCGACCGGUUCGCCCAGGGUCAGCUGGGAUAGGCUUCAGUAGGCCUGCGACCUUAGUGAGGAUAAGCGCUACGGAAAACGGAUGGAAGGAAAGAAAUAUCACAUUAAGGGUACAUUUGGGGGAAUUAUUUCGCUUUUCCUUGAGGAGCUACAGAAAAAGGAUCAAUAGAACUCUCGUAACUGUCCGUUCAAUUUCGAAGCCUAAGCCCAAAGAACGUUUCCCUGCAAACUGAAGUUACCUGCCCAUAGUGUUCAAAUGAUUAUGCGUGUUUUGCCUUGAGAUUUGUAGUUGGAAUACAAACCUAAGAGCGGUAUAAAUCACAGAUACUCACCAGGCACUUUAUUCGGCCCACGAUCACAACUAAAUGCAAUGCAAUACAAUACAGAAGCUACAUUAAACCACAAUAUAAACAUAUUGUUGAAUGAAUACAUGAAUGGCUGGUGAGUGUCAACAUUGCACUCAUUACAGACGUCUGCAUUCCCACAAUGAACACAAAACUAUCAUGAAUGGAGAUGAUGGAGAUGAUUUGACCGAGAGGAGAAAACGACACAUAGGAAGACUUGCUCAUACUCGAAGACUUGAAAUAAUGAGAAUAAGGCCAAUCAUUGAAGAGAAUAUAGAGCAUGUUGCUUUGCUUGAGACUCCAGCAGUAACAAAGUAGCAGAUUUGAAGGCCUAAAAAAAAGCUACAAAAAGUUACAGCUAAUAACUAUCAGCAUGUCCCUGUGGCAGUGGUGCUUCUUGCACUUCAUUUAUCGAAGAAAUGAUCUUUUCGAGCAGGUUUGGGCAAAGUCUGGCCUGUGGGCGACGUACGGCCCAUCCAGCAUUUGCAUAUUUUACAUCAUCAGCGAUUUCAGAAGGUAAUACAAAUAUAGGCCUUCAAUUGUUCCUUUUAUAUUGAUUCUUCUCAUGGAGUCAUUGGUUGUCUGAUUUAUUGUAAAUAUUGAAAAGAUGGUAGUUAUACGUAUUUCGUCUUUAAUAGUUGUUGAAUUCAUUACAGUGAAAAAAUUAUAAAUAAGGCCACUUCUUCUUUUCCUUUUGGCUAAAGAUGAGAAUGAUUUGAAUGUUAAAAAAAGCUGUGUUGAAUACACCAAGUAUGUUUUUCUUUCUUUUUUUUUUUUAUCUCAUCUACGGAUGGCCAGGCCUGUCUGUCCCUCUUCCAAAAAUCGGAUGUGGCUCUUGAGUACAAAAGAUUUCCCAACCCCGUUUUAAGCUGUCGCAUAUAUUGGUUUCAAUUUGCUGGUGAAGAAAGUACUUGUUGUCAUAGCGAUGAGAGCUGAGGAGCCUGACUGCGCCCAACUGGUCAUCAGAAGAACUCUCCCUUCUCUGUGUGCAUACGCUUGUCUUUUAUCUUUCUGUCCGUUUGUGUCUGGCAUCAAUUCUAAUCAUCUUUGCACAUGACAGCUUUCACAAAUUGUAUUUCAUUUUUCGGGACAAGAGUGCUUGAAGGAGUGCGAGCGCUUUUUCACUGACUGAAACACACCUGCUGUAUGUUUGCUGGCUGUGAGCUGUGCCUUCUGAGUUGGAUACAGCAACUCAGCACAUACAAAAACAUUCACUUCUGACAACUUUUUUUUUUUUUUUUUAAAGUUAGCCACAGGAUAAAGAAGAGGUUUUAGGCUAGCGAUAUGUGUCAUUCAUUGCCACCUUUUAUUGGAAUUUACUAUGUGACACGAACAAUACUUACCUUGUUUUUCCAUAUCAUAUAUAUUUAUCCACGAGUGACUCAAUAAACAAUACGCCAUAUUCGAGGACCAGGCAUGCCUUUUUGUCUUGCUAAUAUCAAUAUACAGUGGAUGUCAAAAGUCAACACUCCCCUACUAAAAAAUCUGAGACUAAAAAACCUAAUAGGCUUCAUACACACUUUUCUUUUCUGUUUAACAAAUUUCAUGGAAGAAAGCUAUGUGGUUGCCCAAGUAUUCGUUUUCAAGUUACAGUGAAUUACUUUUACUCAUGUCUUCUUUCGGUUAUGAGCAUGGCGCAAACUUGGUAAUAUUUCAUCAUUAUUUAUUUGCUCCAAAUGUAUUGCACGAUCUUGAGGGCUUCAGUUGCCUACAGAAUUGCAAGUGGAAUUAAGUUCAGGCUCUGGCAAAACUGGUCCAUUUAGUUGUCCCAUGUCUCGGUAUUUUGGACUACCAGUAUGCCCAAAAUCUUUUCAAAGAUUUAAAAGUUUUAAUCUUGUCCGCAGAUUUGGGGGGAUGUUCCGUUUUGGAGCAUGGGAUAGAUAUCCUCGGCCUUAGUAACUCAUUUUAGCAAACCUCUUACUCGUAGUGUUUUGUAUGGUCUUGCUUUAUUCGUUAUUUUAAAGUUACACCAAAACACAACGGGUUAGUCGAGUAGAAAUGGGUGAUGGCUCAUCUUUCAUCUUUCCUGCACACUCACUCUUGCACUGUACUUGUUAUCACUCUUUGUAUCUUAGGUUGUAAAAAUAAAAGCUUCUUGAAAUUU